AAUUAAAGAAGCACGCCAUCUAUAAUAAUACAAUAAAAAUUGAACUUUGACAUUAGAACUCGGGAUCAACAUGGCAGGUUUUACGGAAGAUGGGGAAACACUGGAGACAUUAUUAAAUAAAGCAACAAAUCCAACAAAUAGAGAUGAUGAUUGGGAGUACAUCAUGGCAUUUUGCGAUCGUGUUAACAAAGAACAUGAAGGACCUCAAGUUGCAGCUCAGCUUCUCAGCCACAAGAUUCAGUCACCGCAGGAAAGAGAGUCUCUGCAAGCCCUCGCAACUACUGAAGCUUGUGUAAAAAACUGUGGCGAGUUCUUCCAUCGUGAGAUUGGUAAAUUCAGAUUUCUCAAUGAGCUUAUUCGACUUAUAUCCCCAAAGUAUCUAGGAGGUAAAACAAAGGACAGUGUAAAGAAGAGGAUCAUUGAAUUGAUAUAUUCAUGGUCAAAGGGCAUUCCAGACCAACCGAAAAUUAAAGAAGCCUACGAUAUGCUGAAGAAGCAAGGAUUAGUGAAGGAAGAUCCAACAUACAUGGACAAAAUACCUCUAGAUGUUGGACCACCAAGGCCUAAGCAAGCUGUUUUUGAAGAUGAGGAUAAGUCAAAGCUGCUUGCUCGUCUGUUGAAGAGUAAACAUCCAGAGGAUUUGCAGGCAGCCAAUCGGCUCAUUAAGAACAUGGUGAAAGAUCAUGAAAAGACGGUUGAGAAGGUCAGUCACCGAUUGAAUGAGAUUGAAAAGUGUACAAAUAAUGUGAAACUACUGUCAGAGAUGUUGGAACACUACACUCCAGAAGUCACUAGUCCACAGGAGAAGGAGCUUAUGAAGGAAUUGUAUAUAUCAUGUGAGAAAAUGAGGCCUAAUUUAUUUCGGCUUGCAAGUUCUACAGAUGAUAAAGAAGAUGGAAUAGGUGAAAUUUUGGAAGCAAAUGAUAAAUUAACAAAAGUGAUGGAAUUAUAUCGUGCAAAGAUCGGUGAAGUGAUCGUAGCGGAAAGCUCUGACAGUAGUAGCGUGCAUGGGGUAGGGGAUGCACAUCAACGAGGUCAAGGUGGUGACAGUUCAUCAUUGAUUGAUCUAGAUGGACUAGACUCUACUCCAGCAGCUUCAAAUGAUUUGACAGUCUUGAAUAGUUCAUAUGUAUCAGGCUCUGGUGCAGUGGUGUCUGGAAUUGCCCCUAAUCAGAAUUCUGUUAGACAACCAACUUCGGAUGCUUUGCUUGAGCAACAGCUUUCUUCACUAGGUCUUGGAGUUGGUGGGGGAGUAGGAACAGUUCCUGUAACAACUCAAUCUGCUGCUGCAAUGCAACUAGAUGCUAUUUUAGGAACUGGCAUCACUCCUUCUACUACUUCAAAUUUUGCCACAUUUCCACCAGUUCAGCAGGCUAGUGGGUAUAACCAACCCAGUGUCAACAUGGUACAUCCAUCUAUGAUAAGGCAUCAAACAGCGCCCUCUAUGGCACAUCCAAUGAAUUCUUCAACUCAGAUCACCGGCUCACUACUAUCAGGCUCUACAUCCGUAUUCAAUAACCCACCAGUAGAGAAAUCCAAGGCAGAGAAGCCACCGCCGGCACUAUCAUCCAAGGCCUUUGCUGAAUUGGAAUCACUUGGUAAAAGCAUGAUGGUUGGUCAGAAUGCAGCAGUAACCACAGCGCAAGUAUCAAGAACAAACUCCAGUUCCUCAGAUGUGGACUCAUUAUUACUUUCAACUGGUCCAAGCCUCCCAUCACCUCAAAUCACUUCACCACAGCCAAUGUCUCAGCUGCCAACACAGCCGAUAUCAACCACAGGGCCUAGCCUACUGCAGCCAGCGCAGUCAUUGUCACAAGCACCGAAGCAGACGAUGAUGCAGAGUAAACCAUCGGGGGUAGCUGCCACUGUCCUGUCUCUUGCUGAUAUCUUUGUUCCUUUGGAUUCGAUUCAACCAGGGGUGACUCCACCAUUAACUGUAUACGAGAAGAACAAUGUUAAGACGGUGUUCCAUUUUGCCAAGGAUAGUCCAAGACCAGAUAUACAAGUGCUUGUGGUAUCCACAAUGAGCACCAACACAUCCCCAAUCAAGGGGGUUGUUUUCCAGGCUGCAGUUCCAAAGACAAUGCGUAUUAAGCUCCAGCCCCCGUCAGCCACGGACCUACCAGUGCAUAACCCCAUUUUACCCCCUAGUGCAAUUACACAAGUCAUGCUGGUAGCCAAUCCUCAGAAGGAGAAGAUCAGAUUAAAGUUCAAGUUACAGUACACAAUGGAUGGUAAAACAGUUGUAGAUGUUGGUGAGGUGGAUAAGUUCCCAUCAUAACAAGAAAUCAACAGCCAACACAGAGAGAAUAUAUUCAAGACAGAUUUUAUUUUAUUUUUUAUUUUAUUCUGUCCAAUCAAUGAAUCUUAAAAGUUUGAAUGAAUUGUAAACAAUGUAAAUUAAUGGAUGUUAGUUGGUUUAUUGUCAUCUGUAUCUUCACUGUCAUUUCACAAUCAUUGUCAUCAUCAGUAUUGUCAUCAUCACCAUUGUUCUCAUCAUCAUCUGAGCAUCAUUAUCACAACCAUCACCUUUUUAUUAUCAUCAUAAUCUUAUUGUCAUUUGUUCUGAAAGAACAUAGGUAUAUGCUUUCCUCUGUUGACAAUCCACAUAGGCAAAAACUUAAAACAAGAACUAAACAAAGUAAAAUAUUAUUAUUAAAAGUGAAAAUUUCAUUUUUAUUCCACUGCGUUUAGCUGCAUAGCACAUUCCAGAUUUGUUCACAAUUUAUGAUACCAAACAUUUUUUUGCCUGCUAAAAUUUUACCCAGAAAAUAAUAAAUUAGUAAAAUUCAGUUGGGAAAAACGAUUAUACAUGUAUAUUAACUUCAGAUCAUGAAUAUGCAUGAGAUUUAUGUGAAUAUUAAUAAUUUUCUUUAUAUAUCUUUCUACUCCGGGGUAAGCUAAGAAUAUUUUUUUUGUUGUAAUUAUUUACUUUUAUAAUGUGUUGCUCCUUUGAUCAAGGAUUGGAAUUGGUGCCCUAUAAAUUAUUAUUAAAUUAACAAAAUGAAGUAUAAGAUGCUUAAUAGUCUUAAUGUGAGGUGUAAGCAGUUACUUUUACUUGUGGUGUAAAUAUCAUUCAAGGAUCUGAACCCAGGAACUUGGGUUGGAUGACAAGCACCCUGAUCACCAAAUAGCAGCUUUCCUCCAUCCAUUUUUAAUCUUAUUUCAAAUUUAGCUUUAAAUAGAGCUUUUGCAUUAUUGAUGCUGAUGUUUACUUAAUUUUGUAUGGGGAUAUAUAUUUAGGGUGUAGUAAUUAAAAUACCACUUCAUUUUUGUGUGGUUUAAGAUUGUAUAAUUUAUGGUAUAGAUGUAUUGUAGAACUGGUAUUAUAUCUGGGCCAAGUUUGUAGAUGAAGUUAGUGUAACUUGAAAAGCGCCCCCACCAUCUCAACUUUAAUAUAGAAUAUGACAUGAAACAACUCACAGCAGAGCAAAUAUACAGAACUAUGGAUGUUUUUUUGUUAAGAGGGAUGUAUAAUAAAGCUCCAAUUGGAA
Molecule: messenger RNA, 3494 nt
Organism: Anneissia japonica
Lineage: Eukaryota; Metazoa; Echinodermata; Crinoidea; Comatulida; Comatulidae
Product: ADP-ribosylation factor-binding protein GGA1-like
Exons: 14
Coding region: 71-2281 (736 amino acids)
Biological process (GO): vesicle-mediated transport; intracellular protein transport
Cellular component (GO): trans-Golgi network
Molecular function (GO): phosphatidylinositol binding; small GTPase binding; ubiquitin binding
Source: RefSeq, a predicted model, not a curated record